UUCUAACGUUGCUCGGGUUUGAUUCACAAUCUAUUUCCGCGUUGCUAUCGUAUUAGCAUCAUCUACUGGUGUCUGAAAAGUAGUUAACUCUAAUUAAUCACGACUUUUCAACACAGACGUCUAUUCGACAAAAGGAGAUACAACUUCAAGGUCUCCGGGCAGAAAGUGGUGUCAGGUCUGGUUCAGUCUGGUUGAACAGUUAAUGCACAGAGUAAAGAGGCCGAAAAUUGAAGACAAAACAGAAGACGGUGCGGUAAGUGUGAGAGCAGCACUGGCAGGCAUGACCGGGGUGGACGAGCUCUCAGACAGCACAGAGGUGGUGGAGAUGGAGGACGUGAGUUCCACCCAGUUCCAGGUGGAGAAACAUACGUGGGAUGGCCUGCGGAAGAUCAUCCACAACAGCCGCAAAAACACCGGCGUGGUUAUCAACAAGGCACCGCACGACUUCCAGUUCAUCCAGAAAGACGAGAGCAGCCCGCACUCUCACCGCAUCUACUACCUUGGAAUGCCUUACGCCAGCAGGGAAAAUGCGUUACUCUACUCAGACAUUCCCAAGAAGAUCCGCAAAGAUGCACUGUUGGUUUUGUCCUGGAAACCAAUGCUGGAUCACUUUCAGGCCAGCCCUCACCAUGGAGGCUUCUCUCGGGAGGAAGAGCUGCUGCGAGAGAGGAAGCGUUUGGGGGUGUCUGGCAUCACCUCCUAUGACUACCACCGACCCAGCGGCCUCUUCCUGUUCCAGGCCAACAGCAGCCUGUACUACUGCCGUGAUGGUGGGAACAGCAGCUUCAUUACUUCUCCGAUGAAUCCCACAGAGAUUACGAGCCAGAAUUCAGGCACACGUAUGGACCCCAAGAUCUGCCCCGGUGACCCCAGCUUCAUCGGGUUCAUCAACAACAAUGACAUUUGGGUGACUAGUAUUGAGACAGGGGAAGAGAAGAGACUCACCUUCUGCCACAAAGGUAUCGAUAACCCCAAAGAGGAUCCUAAAUCUGCCGGCGUAGCCACUUUUGUCACCCAGGAAGAGUUUGAUCGCUUCACUGGAUACUGGUGGUGUCCAGCUGCUUGUGAAGAGGCAGACGGCGGGAAAACUCUACAGAUUCUCUAUGAGGAGGUGGAUGAGUCUGAGGUAGAGAUCAUCCACGUCCCGUCUCCGGCUCUGGAAGAGCGCAAGACAGAUGUCUACAGAUACCCACACGCAGGCAGCAAAAAUCCUGAUAUCACCCUCAAAAUAGCAGAAAUACGAACAGACAGUCAAGGCAGAAUUGUCAGCACACAGGAAAAGGAGCUACCUGUUCCCUUCACCAGCCUGUUCCCACGUGCAGAGUACAUUACCAGAGCCGGAUGGACCAAAGACGGCAGAUACGCGUGGGCGGUGAUGAUGGACCGACGGCAGCAGAAUCUCCAGCUGGUCCUGCUGCCUCCUGAACUCUUCAUCCCAGCGCAUCAGGACGAAGCCAAAAGACGGGAGAGCCUGGAGGCCCUCGGAGACUCGGUCCACCCUUUCAUCAUUUACCAAGAGACCAGUGACAUCUGGAUCAACGUCCAUGACAUCUUCCAUCCUUUCAUUCAAACCAGUGAUGAUGAGAUCACCUUCAUCACAGUAAACGAGUCCAAAACUGGCUUCUGCCACCUGUAUAAGAUCACCUCAGUGUUACAGCGGGGCAGCUAUCACUGGGCCAAAGGCUUCACACACUCUGAAGAUGAUUUCAAGUGUCCAGUCAAAGAGGAGGUGAUGGUGACCAGCGGGGAGUGGGAGGUGCUGGCCAAUCAUGGCGCAAAGCGUUCAUCCAGCCCUCAGAUUUGGGUGGAUGAGGCAGCCAAGCUGGUUUACUUUCAGGGAACCAAAGACUCUCCUCUGGAGCACCACCUCUACGUGGUGAGCUACGACUCGCCCGGUGAAAUCGUCCGACUCACCAAACCUGGCUUCUCCCACAGCUGCUCUGUGAGCCAGACCUUCGACAUGUUUAUCAGCCAUUACAGCAGCCUGACCACUGCGCCAUGUGUCCACAUUUACAAGCUGAAUGGCUCAGACAGCGACCCUCUGCACAAAGAGCCCCAGUUUUGGGCGAGCAUGAUGGAAUCUUCUGCUUUCCCACUUGACGGCACACCUCCAGAGAUCUUUAGCUUCACCGGCAAGUCGGGUUUCGAGCUGUACGGCAUGCUGUACAAACCGGAGAAGCUAGUCCCCGGGAGGAAGCACCCCACUGUCGUCUUUGUCUAUGGUGGUCCUCAGGUGCAAUUAGUAAACAAUUCUUAUAAAGGGGUGAAGUACCUGCGGCUGAGCACGCUGGCCUCUUUGGGCUACGUUGUGCUGGUUAUCGAUGGGCGAGGCUCCUGCCAGCGAGGCCUCAAGUUUGAAGGAGCUGUGAAGGACAGAAUGGGUCAGGUGGAGAUUGAAGACCAGGUGGAGGGUUUGCACUACAUCGCAGACAAGUACAAGUUUGUAGACCUGAGUCGCGUCGCCAUCCACGGCUGGUCGUACGGCGGCUUCCUGUCCCUCAUGGGCCUCAUCCACAAACCCGAUGUCUUUAAGGUUGCUAUCGCGGGCGCUCCGGUGACGUUGUGGAUGGCCUAUGACACCGGCUACACGGAGCGAUAUUUGGACACCCCUGAAAAAAACCAGAGGGGAUACGAAGCUUGUUCUGUCGCCCUGCACGUCGACAAGCUUCCCAAUGAGCCCAACAGGUUGCUGAUCCUGCAUGGAUUCUUAGACGAGAACGUGCACUUUUUCCACACUAACUUCCUCGUGUCUCAACUCAUCCGAGCAGGGAAACCAUACAGCCUGCAGGUUUACCCCAACGAGCGACACAGCAUCAGAUGUCCAGAGUCUGGAGAGCAUUAUGAGAUUACACUGCUGCACUUCCUCCAGCAGAACCUCUGAUAAGCCUUUUGACGCAGCAACCUUCCCUCCUCGCUUCCUGUCCUUCCUCCCCUUGUCUCCUCUUUCACAUUCCUACAUUUGUCCAACUCCGCGUCGCCUCCUAGAUUUUUAUAAUCUGUUGAAUGCAAGCUAUGCCAAAUCUCAUCACACCUUGACAGCUGUCUGUCUUAAAGGCGCUUCAGCAUUUUAGCAUCAAUAAAUCAUUACAGGGAUCAUAUGCAGAUGUCAGUACAAUGGGCAGGUACUGCCCAGCACUGAGGAGGAGACCUCUUGUAGCCUUCAGGCUGUCGGAGGCUUUGGGGAGAGAACCGAUCGGUUGCUUUGAGCCACAAAACAAGCAGGGGGCGCUAUUUGCCAGAAAGAACUGUAGCUUUCUGAGUUUGUAGUCACAGUGGAGCGAGAAAGAGUGUAACAGUAAUGAUGAUUGAUGCUGAACAUGCUGCACCAACACAAUCAAUUCAUCAGCAAUGCAAAAAGUGCAUAAAUGGACCUGCAGUGCCCAGUUUUUGAACCUGGUUUGUCUAUUCUUUUUCUUUUUGGUGCCAUUUUUUUUUUUAAAGUUCUGCUUUUCUGGGUAUCAACUGACAGAGAUAUCACUUUCCCCCCUGUGAAUAAACAGUCAUGUGAAGCUAGUAAAUGUAAAGCUCUGAAAGAGCAAACAAAACAGCGCUUAACCCUCCUUGUCACACGCUUUGUAGUCUUUUUGUGCUUUGAGAUUUCUUUCUCAUGUGCUGUCAAAGAUGAUUUUUAUGUGGCAUGCCAAGCCAAAUGCCACAUUUUUAUUGUGUAUUAAUAAAAUUUAUACUUUUAUUGUUAUCUAAUCAUUCAUAAUGGGAAUGCGUAGCGACCCGUCGCUGCUUCCCUCAGUCACGUGCUUUAACUUUUCUCGGGAGCUUCUUUUCCUUCUGCUGCUGAGGACUUUUGCACAGUACGUGUUUGCCUUGGUGCCGACAAGCUGACCUGCAUGAUGUUUGGCAGAGCCGUUGGCAAUCUGAGGUGCCUUGCAAGAGUUUAAGAGCGCCCGCUCACAUCAUGCAUAUCAGGGAACCUGUUAGAGUACCUCAAGUGUCUGAUGAACAUCUGUAAGAUGAGCUGCCAUGACAUGGUAUCUGUACAUGGUUAAAUGUACUCUCAGAUAUUGAAGAAAUAAACAGAAGUGAACAAUCUUUUCCAAA
This is a messenger RNA of Oreochromis niloticus (Nile tilapia), 4056 nucleotides long. Its product is annotated as dipeptidyl peptidase 9. Lineage: Eukaryota; Metazoa; Chordata; Actinopteri; Cichliformes; Cichlidae. Gene Ontology annotation, molecular function: serine-type peptidase activity; dipeptidyl-peptidase activity. The transcript is spliced from 21 exons. The record is from RefSeq and is a predicted model, not a curated record. Bases 203 to 2881 code for a protein of 892 amino acids. Gene Ontology annotation, biological process: proteolysis.